AUGGCUGUUCUUGUAAAUUCAGUGUCUCCUAUUGCACACCCAUCACCAGAAAGUACUAGAAACAGUUGUAGGUUCUUUUCCCACAUCAGGAAUCUCCAACCACUUUCGCUCAGCAAGGGAUUUUCUAGAGUUUUGGCAACUACCCAGAUCACCAUUUCUCCAAAGGACACUGUUUUCACCUUACCCAACUGGAGGGCUGCCAAGAAUAACAGAAGAAGUAGGGAAGUCAGAUUAAUUGAUGCCUUUCUGCACUUAGAGUCUAUGGUAGGGAAGGGCCAAAAGCCUGAUGUGGCUCAAGCAACUCAGCUCUUAUAUGACCUUUGCAAUGCAAAUAAGAUGAGAAAAGCUGUCAGGGUGAUUGAAAUGAUGGUUUCUGCAGGCAUUAUACCUGAUGCAGCUUCUUAUACUUUCUUGGUGAAUUAUUUGUGUAAAAAAGGUAAUAUUGGGUAUGCAAUGCAGUUGGUUGAAAAAAUGGAGGAGUAUGGUUAUCCAACCAAUACCAUUACCUAUAAUUCGCUUGUUAGAGGGCUUUGUGUGCGUGGAAACUUGAACCAAAGCUUGCAGCUUUUGGAUAGACUGAUACAGAAGGGGCUGGUCCCAAAUGUUUAUACCUACUCCUUCUUGCUUGAAGCUGCUUAUAAGGAAAGAGGGGUCAAUGAAGCCAUGAAGCUCCUGCAAGAGAUAAUUGCUAAAGGUGGAAAGCCUAAUUUGGUCAGUUACAAUGUUUUGUUAACUGGGUUGUGCAAGGAAGGUAGGACUGACGAGGCUUUGCGGUUCUUCAGGAAUUUGCCUUCGAUGGGGUUUGAUCCAAAUGUUGUGAGUUAUAACAUUGUGCUGAGGAGCUUGUGUUAUGAGGGUAGGUGGGAAGAGGCAAAUGAGCUUCUGUCUGAGAUGGAAGGUGAGGAUCGGUCUCCUUCCAUAGUUACAUAUAAUAUCUUAAUUGGUUCACUUGCACUUCAUGGUAGAACUGAACAUGCUCUUGAAGUUUUGGAUGAAAUGGUGAGAGGUCGGUUCAAGCCUACUGCUGCCAGCUACAAUCCCAUAAUUGCUCAUCUCUGCAAAGAGAGGAAGGUGGAUAUUGUGAUUAAGUGUCUAGACCAAAUGAUUCAUCGGCGAUGUAAUCCUAAUGAGGGAACAUUCAAUGCCAUUGCCGUGCUCUGUGAGGAAGGGAUGGUGCAAGAGGCAUUCUCUAUAAUUCAGAGCCUCGCUAACAAACAAAAGUGCUCCACCAACGAGUUCUACAAAAACGUAAUUACAAGCUUGUGUAGGAAAGGGAACACCUUCCCAGCGUUUCAGAUUUUAUAUGAAAUGACCAAGCGAGGUUUCACUCCAGAUUCUUAUACGUAUUCAUCCUUGAUCAGAGGGUUGUGUUUGGAGGGUAUGCUAGAUGAGGCCUUGGAGAUUUUCAAGGUAAUGGAAGAAAACAACAUUAGGCCUGAUACUGACAAUUUCAAUGCCCUUGUACUCGGCUUCUGCAAAUCUCGAAGAACAGAUUUGUCCUUGCAGGUUUUCGAGAUGAUGAUCGAGAAAGGGCGUAUGCCUAAUGAAAUGACCUAUACCAUUCUCGUGGAAGGGAUUGCACAUGAAGGAGAACUGGAGCUGGCAGCCAAAGUUUUGAAAGAGUUGCACCUGAGACAUGUUAUGAGUCCGAAUACAGUGGAAAGACUUGUUAUGCAGUAUGACUUUGAGGAUUUACCAGUAUAG
Messenger RNA from Prunus armeniaca (apricot), 1704 nucleotides. The record is from the annotation of a GenBank genome assembly. NCBI's taxonomy places the organism in Eukaryota, Viridiplantae, Streptophyta, Magnoliopsida, Rosales, Rosaceae.